AUGACUCAGGCAAAGCAAUGCCAAUGCCAGCGAUUCGGCGCCAGACCGUCAACCGCUGGCGGACCUACGCCGUCGCAGAGUACCAGCAGCCUCGCAUUACAUCAACAAAACAUUCGGACGUCUGUUGAUGCACCACUGCGGAACGUAUCACCUUCGAUGUCCGGAGCAUCCAUUGGGCACCGCGCAAGGCAGCGCAGCCAAGGGUUCUUUGAGCCUUCUUUACCGCAUACCACAUCGAACAGUACCGGCCUGAGUGCUUCAACCAUCGCCGCUCAGACCGCGAUGCACCAUAUGUCGCCACCACCAAUGCAUGGCUGGGAACGUAAGCGAUCACAUCCCGGACUAGCUCCUAUCAAUACUGGCGGAGACGCUAGCAGACGGUCGAGUAACACGCAAAGCCCGCAGGUGUACUCGGCCGGCGGUCUACCCUACAGUAAUGGUACUGUGGGUGGCAACAAGCUGGCUGCAGCAACGGCAGCGAAUGUUGCAUUCCCAAAUGGUCGAAGCCCGCUACCUUCGCCAAACUCAAUAGCGCCUCAAAGCUCGCCUCCGCCGAUCUCUACCCCUGAUAAGGAGCCGAAAGCCAAGAGUUCGAAGAUGAAGCUCUUCUCGAAACCCAAGUCCCUGUCCUUAGCGAAGGACAAAGAGGGUAAAGUACCCGCUGGCGCUCCCUCACCUGGAAAAGGAAGCAUCACCGCGAGCCUUCUUCGAAACGGAUUUGCCAGUGCUUCGACGACUAGCCUUGUUGACCCAACUUCUGGUGCGGGUUCGAUCUAUUCGUCUGCGAAUGCGUCUACUUCUACGCUUGUACCCCUGACAACCUUGGACAAGGAGAAGGAGAAGCGCCCUCACUUCUUGUCAAGGCAGAAGCACAAGCUCAAGGAUGAGCCUGCUCAGCUUCCGCUGUCUUCUGCUCAUUCCAACUCCCAACCCACUAACCCGGAGAAGCCGCAACCGCUCUAUUCGUUCACCCCUGAUUCACCGGGUCCUGGCAGCUUCACGAAGUCAAUGUCCGGCUUCGAUCUCAGACACGGCGCUCGGGCAUUACGCGAGAAGAAGAAAGAAGAGAAAGCUGCUGCUGCCGCUGCGAAGCUCGAUUUGGCACCGUCCGUGACGAAUACAUCCACUACGGGGCAAUCUGAUCAGUACCUUGGGCCCAGUCAAUAUGAUAACAACUUCGGACCUCCCUCUGUCAGCGCAAGUGUCUUCUCCUUCCCAACCGACACCACUGCCUCGGCGAUGACUUCGCUGCAAACAUUCAAUAGCAUCGGCGCGCAGAUGGGUCUUCCUGGUAUUGGGCCGGACGAUGCGUGGCCGCUUCUCAAGGCUCGCCUACUCAACCUGUUCUCGGGUGAAGAUCUGCGAACACCAAUCGAAGACUUCAACAUGCUCGUCAACGUGCAUAUUCGACGGUGCAUACAGCGCAAAUCUCCAAUUGUUCUGAUUGAAGAUGUCCGCGAGCUGCUCCAAACCGGCUUCGUUUCGCUCUCACAGACUCUGAGGGGCGUGCCUGACGAUAGGCUUGUGCUCAAACUUGUCGAAAUGUGGAUUAGCGUGUACGGCACCGUCUUGCCAUUCCUGCAAGCUGUCUUUCUGCCCCUCGACCUGGAGUUCAAAGGCACAGGUACCAUCAUGAGCGCGCGGGAAGCGCAAGAGUUCUGGGGCGCUAUGCCGCAGUCACUGAAAUCUGACGAGAGACCCUCCUCCGCUGGCGGCACGAUACGAAUGCCAAGCCUUGGUGAAGAGCUAGAUGUGCGACGGUUGACGCUCAUCUCCUUCCGAGACACUGUCAUAUUACCGCGCCAUGAGCCGUUGAUGGCUACUUUCAGCCGGCUAUCGCUUGACAGCAUCAAUGCCGGGGCGUCACCUGACCCUGCCGCAGAGGGACGCAAGCACGCGCGAAGUGAUCCCGCGACCACCGGUGCCGAGAGACCUGGUACUGCAGGCAGCCUCAGCCCACAUCUGAGCAGCUUCAACUCGCAAGGCUCGACAUUGCUUGAUGCCGCCAGCAGUUCCUCGGGCGGCGCUCUGAGCUUGGCGAGUAGAAGCCGCGCGACGUCGAACACCUCAGCAGGCUCGUUCGGCACCAGCAUGCCGCAUCUUGGCUCGCCAAUCAGCGCUGGGCCGGGUUCAUUCAGCGCCACGAAUCAACCAGUCUCUCCGCCUGCAGCCUUCACCGACCCUGCGAAAGUCACGGAGACGGUGGCAAGGAUGCUGCAGUGCCUGUACGUCCUGGCUAGUUGUCAGACCGGCGAUGUCGGACAGGGCAUUGUAGAGCGGCUUACGGGCGCCUUGAAGUAUAAUUGGCUUGGUCGAGGAAGGACUGGUAGGGAUCGACGAGGGUUUGUGGGCAUGAGAAGUCCUAUUGCGCAAAGGGUAGGCUUGGUUGGUGCGUAG
This is a messenger RNA of Baudoinia panamericana UAMH 10762, 2397 nucleotides long. RefSeq lists its product as uncharacterized. Bases 1 to 2397 code for a protein of 798 amino acids. Gene Ontology annotation, cellular component: TORC2 complex. Lineage: Eukaryota; Fungi; Ascomycota; Dothideomycetes; Mycosphaerellales; Teratosphaeriaceae. Gene Ontology annotation, biological process: TORC2 signaling. The record is from RefSeq and is a predicted model, not a curated record. The transcript has 2 exons.